Molecule: messenger RNA, 1326 nt
Organism: Dovyalis caffra
Lineage: Eukaryota; Viridiplantae; Streptophyta; Magnoliopsida; Malpighiales; Salicaceae
Source: the annotation of a GenBank genome assembly
AUGACGAGCAUUGUCUAUUUACAUUCGCCAAUCCUUGUGGUUAUAAUAUUGUUAUUCACUUUUCUGUCAAACCUUUCAGCCUUACCGUUGGCUAAAAAAGAUGGGUUUAGUGUUGAUCUAAUCCAUCGAGACUCCCCUAAUUCUCCAUUAUACAAUGCCGAUGAAACUCCUACAAAGCGCUUAAAAAAUGCUUUUGAUCGUGGCGUUUCUCGUUUAAAUCAAUUUUACAUGAAACAAUCUAAUGGUCCUCAUUUAGGAGUGUCAUCUGACAAUGGUCAUUAUCUCUUGAAGUUCUCUAUGGGCACGCCUCCAAUGGACAUUUAUGGCAUUGUUGACACGGGGAGUGACCUUAUGUGGACACAGUGCCAGCCUUGUGAACAAUGCUAUAAGCAAAUUAACCCUGUCUAUAAUCCUAAAUCCUCCUCUACAUAUAGUGAAAUUGAUUGUCAAUCAGAUGAAUGCCAUCUACUAGAUACAGUUUCUUGCUCUGUCCAGUCUCUAUGCAACUAUACUUAUGGCUAUGCAUCUAAUUCCAUGACUAAGGGUGUCCUUUCCAAGGAAACGAUCACUUUUAGUUCUAGCUCAGGAGGACAACCUAUUUCGAUCCCAAACAUUGUUUUUGGGUGUGGACACAACAAUACUGGGGGAUUUAAUGAACAAGAAAUGGGCUUAGUUGGACUAGGAGGUAGGUCUUUAUCACUUGCCUCUCAAAUUGGUUCCUUUUUAGGGAAUAAAAAAUUCUCAUACUGCUUGGUGCCGUUUCAUACCAAUCCUAAUAUUUCAAGCAAGAUGUAUUUUGGUGGUGGAAGUGAAAUUACUGGUAAGGGUGUGGUGUCAACUCCUAUAGUUCCAAAAGAAGACAAGACCUAUUAUUUUGUCACGAUGGAAGGAAUAAGCAUUAGAGGCAAGUUCUUGCCUUAUAACUCAACGGGCACAAUUUCUAAAGGUAAUGUAUUCAUUGACACUGGAGUACCGCCAACAAUCUUACCUCAAGAUUUCUACAAGCGAUUGGAACAAGAAGUGAGGAGCUCAAUUCCAAUGACACCAUAUCAAGACCCGCAACUAGGGACACAACUUUGUUAUAGAAGCAAUUCUACCAUUGAUGCCCCCAUAUUGACAGUCCAUUUUGAUGGUGGUGCUCAAGUCCCUCUAGGACCAACUAGCACCUUCAUUUCACCAAAGCAAGAUGUUUUUUGUUUUGCAAUGUCUACAACAGAUGUUGCUGUUGGCAUAUUUGGUAACUUUGCUCAAAGCAAUUUUAGGAUUAGCUUUGACCUGGAAAGACAAAUUGUAUCCUUCAAGCAAGAGGAUUGCACCAAAGGGUAG